Messenger RNA from Lodderomyces beijingensis, 2052 nucleotides. The record is from the annotation of a GenBank genome assembly. NCBI's taxonomy places the organism in Eukaryota, Fungi, Ascomycota, Pichiomycetes, Serinales, Debaryomycetaceae.
AUGGUUCUCAAGUCCACAUCAGCAGGGAACGUCUCCAUUUAUCAAGUUUCCGGGUCUAACGUCUCACGGUCUUUGCCCGACUGGAUAGCGAAGAAGAGAAAGAAGGCACUUAAACAGGAUAUCGACUACUCGAACCGCAUAGAGUUGAUCCAAGAUUUCGAAUUCAGUGAAGCCUCAAACAAAAUCAAAGUGUCACCCGAUGGGCAAUACUGUAUGGCCACAGGGACGUAUAAACCACAGAUCCACGUUUACGACUUUGCCAAUUUGUCGUUGAAAUUUGAGCGUCACACCGAUUGCGAAAAUGUCGAUUUUGUCAUCUUGAGUCAGGACUGGACCAAGUCGGUCCAUUUGCAGGUCGACCGAAGUAUUGAGUUCCAAACCAAGGGAGGCAUUUACUACAGAACCCGGAUUCCAAAGUUCGGAAGGAGUCUAUGUUACAACGAAGUGAAUUGCGACUUGCUCGUGGGAGCCCUGGGGAAUGAAUUGUACCGAUUGAACUUGGAGCAAGGGAGGUUCCUUAACCCACUAAUGUUGGACACCGAGGAAGGAGUAAACUCGGUAGCGAUCAACAAGGUGCACGGGUUGAUUUCCGCGGGGUUGGAAGAUGGAACUGUGGAGUUGUGGGACCCAAGGUCGAAAUCAAGGGCAGGCAAGCUAUGGAUAAAUGAACAGUUGGGGGAAAUCGGCGCCGGUGUGCAGGUGUCCUCGGUGAGUUUCCGCCAGGAUGGAUUGAAUUUUGCAUGUGGCACGUCCAAUGGUAAGACCUUGCUAUAUGAUUUGCGUACCAACCAGCCCUCAUUGGUCAAGGAUCAAGGAUACGGGUACGGCAUCAAAAACAUUGCGUGGUUGGAAAACAGUCUCCAGCCCGACACAAUUCUCACCAGCGAUAAACGUAUAGCCAAGGUCUGGGACAGAAACACGGGAAAGCCCUUUGCAUCGAUGGAACCAAACGUAGAUAUCAAUGACGUUUGCCAUGUUCAAAGCUCCGGUAUGUUUUUCAUGGCCAACGAAGGUAUGCCAAUGCACACAUACUACAUUCCGAACCUUGGCCCAGCUCCAUCUUGGUGUUCAUUCUUGGAUAAUGUCACGGAAGAGUUGGAGGAACGACCAUCCGACACCAUCUACUCAAACUAUAGGUUCAUCACCAGAGACGAUGUUAAGAAAUUGAACUUGUCCCAUCUCAUUGGUUCCAAAGUGUUGCGUUCCUACAUGCAUGGUUUCUUUAUCGACAUGGAGUUGUAUGAAAAAGUCAACCUUAUCGCCAAUCCCAACUCCUUGCGCGAUCAAAGAGAACGAGACAUCCGGAAGCGGAUCGAGAAAGAGAGGGAAUCGAGAAUUAGAAGCACGGGGGCUGUCACCAAUACCAAAAUCAAAGUCAACAAGACCUUGGCUUCUAAAUUGCAGGAGAAAGUUGGCGGUGAUGUUGCCGAGAAUGUUAUAAAUGACGAUAGGUUCAAGGAAAUGUUUGAAAACCCCGACUUCCAAGUCGAUGAAGAGUCGCACGAGUACAAACAGUUGAACCCGGUAAAGUCCCAAGAAAAGGACAUUACAAGAUCGCGAGCAUUGACGGCAGCAGAGGAGUCGGAUGAGGAGAUUUACAACGGAAAUGAACGAAGAUCUGGCUCUCAGGAAGAGGCAAGUGACAGUGACAGUGAUGGUGAAAACCAAAGUGAAAGUGAGGAUGAAGAAGUCACCAAAGCCAACAAGGCGAAAGUCGACAAGCAACUUGCUAAAUUGCGCCAAAAGCGAGAAGAGGAAAAGAGGUUCCAAAAUGAAAUGAAGGCCUUAGCCAAGGAGAAUCCUAAACAGUCUUUGAAAUCAAGCGAUUCAUUUGGAUCCAAACUCAAGAGCUUGAACAAAGUCGCCAAGCCGAGGAACGACAACUCUAGAUUGCAGAGACAUGCUCGCGGUGAAGCUGAACUCACUUUUGUCCCCAGAAAGAAGGAGAAGAAGUACAAGCCCAGAGGCGAUGAAACCGGCGACAAAGGACGAACAAAACAAAGAUUUGACGGCCGUAGAAUUGCCUCAAAGAAUAAGUUUAGAGGUAUGUAG